This is a messenger RNA of Peromyscus eremicus (cactus mouse), 1227 nucleotides long. It is a transcript of the gene Pop4, whose product is annotated as POP4 homolog, ribonuclease P/MRP subunit. Lineage: Eukaryota; Metazoa; Chordata; Mammalia; Rodentia; Cricetidae. Gene Ontology annotation, molecular function: ribonuclease P RNA binding. Gene Ontology annotation, cellular component: ribonuclease MRP complex; ribonuclease P complex. The record is from RefSeq and is a predicted model, not a curated record. Gene Ontology annotation, biological process: rRNA processing; tRNA 5'-leader removal. The transcript has 7 exons. Bases 238 to 900 code for a protein of 220 amino acids.
GAUGGCGUCACGCAAAGCGCCGUGUCCGAGAUCUGGUCGCAUCCAUUGAUGACGCCUGGAGCAAGUCUGUUUGUGUACUGUGCGCAAGUUGUUUCUUGGGCACAAGGGAUUUUUCCAGCGGAAAGGUAAACAAGAAAGAGUCCUGGUGGCUGAAAGCUGCUGAACGAAGUGAAGAAAGGGGAAGAGUGAGUGAGACCUGAAGGAAACGUCAUCAAAGCGCUCCGGAAGCGUCCGACAAUGAAGGCUGUGAUUUACCAUGCCUUUUCUCAUAAAGAAGCCAAGGAGCACGAUGUACAGGAGCUGGGAAGCCAGCGGGCUGAGGCCUUUGUGAGGGCCUUCCUGAAGCAGAGCAUACCUCACUGGAGCCAGCAAGACUGUGAGAGCCAUCUUCAACGUAAGGCUGUGGUCUUGGAAUACUUCACUCGUCAGAAGCCAAAGCAGCAGAAGAAGAAAUCCAAAGGCCUCACUGCCAAACAGAGGAGAGACAUGAGGCUCUUUGACAUUAACCCAGAGCAACAGAGAUACAGUCUCUUCCUCCCUCUGCAUGAACUCUGGAAGCAGUACAUCCGAGACCUGUGCAACGGCCUCAAGCCAGACACGCAGCCACAGAUGAUUCAGGCCAAGCUCCUAAAGGCAGAUCUUCACGGUGCUAUUAUCUCAGUCACGAAAUCCAAGUGCCCCUCCUAUGUGGGGGUCACAGGAAUCCUUCUGCAGGAGACCAAGCAUGUCUUCAAGAUCAUCACCAAAGAAGACAACCUGAAAGUUAUCCCCAAGCUAAAUUGUGUGUUCACCAUAGAAAUGGAUGGCUUCGUUUCCUACAUUUAUGGAAGCAAAUUCCAGCUUCGGUCAAGUGAGAGGUCUGCCAAGAAGUUCAAAGUGAAGGGAACGAUUGACCUGUGAACUCUCUGCCACUGGAGACAGAAGUCGGUGGCAGCUGAGAACUGGAAAUACUUUAAAUACCCACUUUUCCAUGAAAGCUUUCUGGCUGUGGCCCGCCUGUAGUCCAGGGAAAGCAGAGUGGCUGAAGAACUUUGAGCAACACAAGAAGUCAGGGGUAGAGAUUUGCCUCUCCAGGGAGGAAAGACUAGCAGAAAAUGCACCAGGACUAACCCUGGGUGAUUUGAGGAAGGGCGCCGUUAGGUUCUAUCCUUCAUAUUUUCCUGUGUUUCAUACGUUCUGUGCUGAAUCAGUUAUUCAGUUAAUAAUAAAAUACACUACAGGCAUAAA